Messenger RNA from Gracilinanus agilis (Agile Gracile Mouse Opossum), 10116 nucleotides. It is a transcript of the gene NCOR2, whose product is annotated as nuclear receptor corepressor 2. The transcript has 53 exons. Lineage: Eukaryota; Metazoa; Chordata; Mammalia; Didelphimorphia; Didelphidae. The record is from RefSeq and is a predicted model, not a curated record. Gene Ontology annotation, biological process: negative regulation of transcription by RNA polymerase II. Gene Ontology annotation, molecular function: transcription corepressor activity. The coding region runs from base 93 to 8783 and encodes 2896 amino acids.
GAUGUAGAGGUCUUCCUGGACCCCCCGCAAAGAUUGAGAGAGCGCGCACGAGCGAGCGAGGGCCGGAAGCGGGCCCCGGGCCUCCUGCCACCAUGUCCGGAUCGGCCCAGCCCGUGACGCAGACCUGGAGAUCCUCGGAGCCCCGCUACCCUCCCCAUGCCAUCUCUUACCCAGUGCAGAUCGCCCGGCCACACUCAGACGUGGGCCUCCUGGAGUACCAGCACCACCCGCGGGAGUACAGCCCCCACCUGUCUCCCGGAGCCAUCAUCCAGCCCCAGAGGAGGCGGCCGUCCCUGCUGUCCGAGUUCCAGCCCGGGAAUGAGAGGUCCCAGGACUUGCACCUGCGGCCCGAGGCUCAUUCCUACCUGCCUGACCUGAGCAAAUCUGAGAUUGAAUUCAUCGAGACGAAGCGGCCUCGGCUGGAGCUGCUCCAGGAGCCGCUGCUUCGGCCCUCGCCUAUGCUGGCCCCACACGGGGGGACGGAAGACCUGUCCAAGGCGAGGGCUUGGCCGCCUUCUUCAGGCCCUUCGCCUCUGGGCGAGGGGGCAGCCCACGGGGGUGGGCACGGCCCGGCGUUGCUGCUUCGUCUCUCCAAGGCUGAGGGCCCCCUCCUGGCGGACACAAAGGGCCUUGGCCCCGCGGAGCAGCGGCGCGGGGGUGGCAUCAGGAUUGGUGAUCGUCCCGAUGGUCGCUGUGGGUGCCUGAGGGCGGCAGAAUCCUGGAAGCGGCAGCCGAAGCUAGCGGGAGCCAGAAUGCUGUGCCUAGAGCCCCGCCGGGUGGGGGACCGGACUUCGGGGCCCGUCGCUUCGUCCGCCGGCCGAUACCCUCUGAGCUCGGGCCCAUCCGGAACCCCGAAGGGAGGCAGCCCAUCUCCCAUGUGGAGGCCCUCUUCGGGCAGCCCCGUCCCAGAGCCCCACCCUGGCACCCGCUGUGCCCUCCUCGUGGCACGCUCUGUCCUUUUUUCCUCUGCUCCUAGCACAGUCCGCGUCCCAUUGGGAGUGCUUGCUUGGGAUCGUGUGCGCGGCAAGUGCUUCAUCGAUGCUCGUGGAAUUGAACAGAAUUACUUGUGGAUGGGAAAAGUCUGUGGCGGAGGAGCUGUGAGAAAACUGCCAUACUCACACAUUGUUGGUGGAGCUGUGAAUCCGCAACAGCUCGAAGAGGAAGCCGCCAAGCCCCCGGAGCCCGAGAAGCCCGUGUCUCCUCCGCCCAUCGAGUCCAAGCACCGCAGCCUGGUCCAGAUCAUCUACGAUGAGAACCGCAAGAAAGCCGAAGCCGCGCACAGGAUCCUGGAAGGUCUAGGCCCCCAAGUGGAGCUGCCGCUGUACAACCAGCCCUCGGACACCAGGCAGUAUCAUGAGAACAUUAAAAUAGCGGCCAUUUCCUCCCUCCUGGCCGGCGGGGACGGGGAUGGACGGGACCUGCUGUGGGUCCUGUCCAGGGUGUGGACGAGUCCUGGUGGCCGGGAGGAGAGGCCGCUGCAGCAGGGAUUUCUGGGCGAUCCCUUCUCUGUCGUGGAGGCCGCCAGUUGGAAGGCCGGAAGCCCCGGGUUCAAGCCCUGUGCUAGCCACGUGACCUCGGGAGCCGCGGCCGAGCUGGUCCACGUGCCGGGCCUCCCUGUGCUUGAGAGCUCCGUGGGUGCCCGGCGUGGGCGGGAUGGAGGAGAAGAGGGGCGCUCAUCGCCGAGGCUCUGCACCCCGGCCCGGGCCCGGCCUCGUGCUGGCCACACGGCCCUCCUCUUCUGCCUGAGGGCCCUUGGACGCCCGAAGGGGACACGAGCCAGACUUCCCUCUGCCCUGCCCUCCUCCGGGAGUCGGAGGCACUUGUUGGGGGAGGGCUGCCUCCUCUUCAUGCCCACCCCGUGGGGCCCUCCCCUGCCCCAGGACACGUCGCCAGGACGAUGCCUGUGGAGUGUGUCCGGAGGCAUCCCUCUGCUGCGGGGGCCGGCCUGGGUGCCCACGCCUCGAUUCUCAGCUUGUCCUGUGGGCCCCUUCCUGGGCCUGGUGGUGGAGGCCACGGCCGGCCACCAUUUGCUCUCUGUGAUCCCGGGCGGCCCUCUAGGCCCCGAGCAGAGAGACAGAGCAGUGCCGAGCCUGUGCCGGGCUGUGGAGGGCUCCGAGGCCUGUGUGAGCCAGCCGGGCCGCAAGGCGCAGAAGCCCCUGCCGCCCUCCUGCCCCGAUUCGCUCCGUGUGCUCUUGGCCGAUGGGCCUCCUUUCCCGGAGCUGGUGGCUUUUCUCUUCCAGGAUGUGGGUGUUGCUACUCAUGAUUUCUUCUUGCAGGAGGCAGUGGAAAAGUGGCUUCUGAUGCUGUUUGCUGCCCUCUGGGUGGUCAGGCCCGAGAUGGGCGAUGGAGGGGAUGCUCCACCCCAGGGAAAGUCCCUGAGCCGGGCCCUGCGAUGCUCCCCGGAGCCUCUUUCUUCGGAGCAGAAGUUCUGCCAGCGCUACGACCAGCUGAUGGAGGCCUGGGAGAAGAAGGUGGAGCGCAUCGAGAACAACCCGCGGCGGCGCGCCAAGGAGAGCAAAGUGCGCGAGUACUACGAGAAGCAGUUCCCCGAGAUCCGGAAGCAAAGGGAGCUGCAGGAGCGCAUGCAGAGCAGGGUAGGACAGAGGGGCAGCGGCCUGUCCAUGUCCGCGGCCCGCAGCGAGCACGAGGUGUCCGAGAUCAUCGACGGGCUCUCCGAGCAGGAGAACCUGGAGAAGCAGAUGCGGCAGCUGGCCGUGAUCCCCCCGAUGCUGUACGACGCCGACCAGCAGCGCAUCAAGUUCAUCAACAUGAACGGGCUCAUGGACGACCCCAUGAAGGUGUACAAGGACCGGCAGGUGAUGAACAUGUGGAGCGAGCAGGAGAAGGACACCUUCCGGGAGAAGUUCAUGCAGCACCCCAAGAACUUUGGCCUCAUCGCCUCCUUCCUUGAGAGAAAGACCGUGGCCGAGUGCGUCCUCUACUACUACCUGACCAAGAAGAACGAGAACUACAAGAGCCUGGUGAGGCGCAGCUACCGGCGCCGGGGCAAGAGCCAGCAGCAGCAACAGCAGCAGCAGCAACAGCAGCAGCAGCAGCAGAUGCCCCGAGGCAACCAGGAGGAGAAGGAGGAGAAGGAGAAAGAGAAGGAGACAGAGAAGGAAGAGGACAAACCUGAGGCUGAAAAUGACAAAGAAGAGCUGACCAAGGAGAAGACGGAUGACACCUCCGGGGAGGACAAUGAUGAAAAGGAAGCGGUCACUUCCAAAGGGCGGAAAACCGCCAAUAGCCAGGGCCGGCGCAAGGGCCGCAUCACCCGCUCCAUGGCCAAUGAGGCCAACAGUGAGGAGGCAGCAACGCCCCAGCAGAGUGCAGAGCUCGCUUCCUUGGAAAUGAAUGAAAGUUCUCGCUGGACUGAGGAAGAGAUGGAUACAGCCAAAAAAGGUCUCCUGGAACAUGGGAGGAACUGGUCAGCCAUUGCCAGGAUGGUGGGGUCCAAGACAGUGUCCCAGUGUAAAAACUUCUACUUUAACUACAAGAAGAGGCAGAAUUUGGAUGAAAUCCUUCAGCAGCACAAGCUAAAAAUGGAGAAGGAGAGAAAUGCGCGACGGAAGAAGAAGAAAACGGCGGCCGUGCCCAGCGAGGAGGCCGCCUUCCCUCCCGUGGUGGAGGACGAGGAGAUGGAGGUGUCGGGGAUGAGCGGCAACGAGGAAGAGAUGGCGGAGGAGGCGGAUGCCGCAGUCAACAACAGCUCUGACACGGAGAGCAUCCCUUCUCCGAGGGCCGAGGCCAAAGAGAGCAGCCAGAAUGGGCCCAAGGCGGCGCCGGCCCAGGGCGCAGAGGCAGGCCCAGUGGCAGAGCCCCCCUCCAAGACGGAGGAAGCUGCCCCCGGCACCCCGGCCCCUGCAGACCCCUCUGCUCCCUCCAUGCCCCCCGCCGACCCUCCGGCCCCUGCCACACCCAGCCCCGCAGCAGCCCCCGCGGCCCAGGUGACGGCGGCCCCCGAAGAGCCCGGCACGGACCCCGGAGAGGAGGAGAAGCCCCCCGAGGAGCUGGUGGUUGAUGUGGUAAAGACAGAAGAGGAGGAGGAGGAGGGGUCAACCGAGAUGCCAGGGGAGGAGGCUGUGAAGAAGGAGAUAAAGAAGGAGGCCGAGGAGGAGGCUGCAGACAAGGCCAAGGCUGGAGAGAAGAAAGAGGAGGCCGGUGCAGGCGGCGGGGCUGGGCCUGCAGGGGCAGCAGCGGCCGGGGCUGAGGGGGCACUCAAAGUCGAGAAGAAGGAAGGGGGCAAGGCGGCCAAGGGCUCGGGGGCCAACCCGGACAGCGACUCCAGUGCCACCUGCAGUGCCGACGAAGUGGACGAACAGGAAGCCGUGGACAAGAACAGGCUCCUGUCCCCUCGGCCCAGCCUCCUAAAUGCCGCCUCUGACGCCAGGGCCAACCCUUCGCCUCAGAAACCCCUGGACCUCAAACAGCUGAAGCAGCGAGCGGCCGCCAUCCCUCCCAUCCAGGUCACCAAAGUCCAUGACCCUCCCCGGGACGAUGUGCCCCCGGGAAAGCCGGCACCUCAGUCUCAGCAUCAUUUGCAGCCAGACGGUGAACCUCCCCAGCCAAGCAGCAGCCCCCGGGGCCAGAGCAGGAGCCCUGCCCCUGCUUCUGAGUCUGCUUCUGAAAAGCCGGUGUAUUUCCCCUCCUUCUCAGAGGGCCAGAAGCUGAGCGGGGAGCCCGGCCCGUGCUGGCCGCCAUCCCUCUCUUUCCCGGUGCCUUCUCGAGAAGUGAUUAAGAGCUCCCCGCAGCUGGAGCCCCCCACCUUCCAGUACAACCCACCAAGCCACCCGAUCUCCCUAAACCUGCACGACGGGGCCAGGGCCAGCCUGCAGAGGGUGCCCGGCAUCUCCAACCCGCCCCCCCUCAUCUCUUCUACCAAGCACCCCGUUGUCCUGGAGAGGCCCGUGAGCUCACAGGGAGUUCCAAUCCAGCUCCAUACACCAUACUCGGAGCAUGCCAAGGCUCCUGUGGGCUCCAUCACCAUGGGCCUGCCAUUGACCAUGGACCCGAAAAAACUGGUGCCUUUCCCUGGAGUGAAGCAGGAGCAGCUCUCCCCGAGGAGCCAGGCCAGCCAGCCUGAGACCCUGGGGAUGCCAGUGGCCCAGGAAACAUCAGUGCUCAGAGGAACAAGCCUGGGCUCCACUGCGGGAGGAAGUAUCACCAAAGGCAUCCCCAGCAGCCGGCCUCCCUCGGAAAGCCCCAUCACCUACCGAGGCUCCAUUACGCAUGGCACCCCGGCUGACGUCCUUUACAAAGGAACCAUCACCAGGAUCAUCGGAGAGGAGAGCCCCAGCCGCGCGGACAAGGGCCGAGAGGACGGGCUGCCCAAGGGGCACGUCAUCUACGAAGGCAAGAAGGGCCACGUCCUCUCCUACGACGGCGGGAUGUCUGUGUCUCCAUGCUCUAAGGAGGAUGGAAGAAAUAGUUCUGCGGCGACCCAUGAGACAUCUGCCUCCAAGCGCACUUAUGACAUGAUGGAAGGACGAAUUGGCCGGGGGCUGUCAAGCCGUGACCUCUCCACGGGCAUUGAAGGUCUCAUGGGCCGAGCGAUCCCCCCUGACCGGCACAGCCCCCACCACCUGAAGGAGCAACACCACAGCCGGGGCUCCAUCACACAAGGCAUACCUCGGUCCUACGUGGAGGCCCAGGAGGACUACCUGCGGCGGGAGGCCAAGCACCUGAAGAGGGAGAACACCCCGCCUCGGGACCUGCCUGACCCGUACAAGGUGAGGCCCCUGGAGGGCCUGACCCCGCUGAAGAUGAAGGGCCACGAGGGCCUGGUGGCCACCGUCAAAGAGGCGGGCCGCUCCAUCCACGAGAUCCCCCGGGAGGAGCUCCGACACACGCCCGACCUGCCUGGGCCCCCUCGGCCCCUGAAGGAAGGCUCCAUCACCCAGGGCACUCCUCUGAAGUACGACAGCGGCAGCUCGUCAGGCGGCUCCAAAAAGCACGACGUGCGCUCCAUCAUCGGCAGCCCCGGCAGGACCUUCCACCCUGUGCACCCCCUCGACGUGAUUCAGGAUCCCCGGGCCCUGGACCGCUGCUACGAGGAGACGCUCAAGAGCCGGCCCAGCUCCGUCACCAGCGCCGGGGGCUCCAUCACCCGAGGGGCGCCCGUGAUCGUGCCCGAUCUGGGGAAGCCCCGCCAGAGCCCCCUGGCUUACGAGGACCACACGACGGCUUUUGGCAGCCACCUGCCCCGGGGCUCCCCCGUGUCUACCCGGGAGUCCACCCCCCGGCAGCAGGAGGGAGGCCUCCCCUCCAGCAAGGGCUCCCAGGAGAGGAAGAUCUCGGCGGCCUCUCGGGACAUCGCCAGCUCCAAGUCCCCGCACACCGCCGUGCCCGACCACCACCCGCACCCCAUGUCUCCCUACGAGCACUUACUCCGAGGCGUGAGCAGCGUGGACUUGUACAGGGGGCACAUCCCGCUGGCCUUCGACCCCACUUCCAUCCCCCGGGGGAUCCCCCUGGAUGCAGCCACCGCCGCUUACUACCUGCCCCGGCACCUGGCCCCAAACCCCACCUACCCUCACCUGUACCCCCCGUACCUCAUUCGCGGCUACCCGGACACCACGGCCAUGGAGAACCGGCAGACCAUCAUCAACGACUACAUCACGUCCCAGCAGAUGCACCACAACGCCGCCGCCGCCACCGCCAUGGCCCAGAGGGCGGACAUCAUCCGCAGGGAGUCCUCUCUGGCCCUCAACUAUGCAGCCGGACCCCGGGGCAUCAUCGACCUGUCCCAAGUGCCGCACCUGCCAGUGCUGGUGCCCCCCACGCCGGGCACCUCGGCCACGUCCAUCGACCGCAUCACGUACAUCCCCAGCGCCCCCCAGCCCUUCAGCAGCAGGCCCAGCCCCUCGCCGCUGUCUCCAGGAGGCCCCUCACACAUCGCCAAGCCGACGGGGACGUCUUCCUCGGAGAGGGAGCGAGAGCGGGAGCGAGAUCGAGAGCGUGACCGGGAGAAGUCCGUUCUCACGUCCACCACGACGGUGGAGCACGCCCCCAUCUGGAGGCCAGGUACGGAGCCGAGCAGCGGCAAUGGCGGCAGCGGCGGCGGCGGCGGCGGCAGCCGGCCAUCCUCCCAUUCUCACAGCCAUCAGCACUCGCCCAUUUCUCCGCGGACCCAGGAGAACGUCCAGCAGAGACCCAGCGUGCUGCACAACACGGGCAUGAAGGGCAUCAUCUCCUCCGUGGAGAGCCUCACCCCCUCCGUCCUACGGUCAUCCUCCUCCUCGGCCACCUCACCCGUACGCUCGGCCGGCUUCCCUCCUGCCCCACACUGCUCCCUGGGCUCCAUGGACGGGAGCUACCCCACCAUCAUCGACCCCACCGUCCUCCAGAAGGAGGCCUCCCGGGCCCCACGGUCGGAGCGCCCCCGCCUAGAGAACAACCCCUUCCUGCCCAAGCACCCGGGCCGGGCCGGACUCGAGCCGCCGCCGUCCCCCAGCAAAGCCACAGAGCCGAGGUCCCUGGGGUCGUCCGGCCCGGGCUCGGGCUCUAGCUCGGGCCACUCGUCCGGCCGCGGGCUGGGGAAGGGCCACGCGGCCCACCCUCUGCUCGAGUCCCAGGCUCCACACCCGGCCUCGGCCAGCGAGCAACACCGAGACAAAACUCCAGGCAAAGCGUCGUUCACCGUGCAGGACCUGGACCUCCGCGCGCUGGGUUCCUUGAAGUUGUCUGAGACCCCCCACGUGCGGCAGCCCCCAGAGAGCCAACAGUCCCCCGGGCAGCCGAUGUCGUCUUCUGUGGUCAAGGGGCACCAGCGGGUCGUCACUCUGGCCCAGCACAUCAGCGAGGUGAUCACCCAAGACUACACCCGCCACCACCCACAGCAACUCAACUCCCACCUCCCGGCCCCACUCUACUCCUUUCCCGGGGCCAGUUGCCCUGUGCUGGACUUACGCCGGACGCCCAGCGAGGUCUACCUCCCCCAGCCGGACCAUGGUGCCGCCUCCCGCAUCUCCCCACAGAGCGAAGGAGGCAAGAGGUCUCCGGAGCAGGGCAAAGCCUCUGCCCUGGGCAGCUCAGAAGAUUGCAUUGAGCCAGUAUCCCCACCAGAGGGCAUGGGGGAGUCUGAGCACGGCCGAAGUGCCCCUUACCCGAUGCUGUACCGAGAGGGGGAACAGGCAGAGCCCAGGAUGGGAUCCAAGUCUCCAGGGAACAACAGCCAGCCCCCCGCCUUCUUCAGCAAAUUGACCGAGAGCAACUCCGCCAUGGUGAAAUCCAAGAAGCAGGAGAUCAACAAGAAGCUGGGUACCAACAGCCGCAACGAGCCCGAGUACAAUAUCGGCCAGCCUGGGACGGAGAUCUUCAACAUGCCGGCCAUCACCGGAGCAGGCCUUAUGACUUGUAGAAGCCAGUCGGUUCAGGAGCACGCGAGCCCCAACAUGGGGUUGGAAGCAAUUAUUAGGCGGGCCCUAAUGGGAGGUGGAGGGAAACCAAAGGUUUCUAGCCGGCCCAACAGAAGCAAGGCCAAGUCCCCGGCUCCGGGGCUGUCCUCGGGGGAGCGGCCAGCCUCGGUCUCCUCUGUCCACUCAGAAGGCGACUGUAACCGCAGGACCCCGCUCACCAACCGCGUGUGGGAAGACCGACCCUCGUCGGCAGGUUCCACGCCGUUCCCCUACAACCCGCUCAUCAUGAGGCUCCCCACGAACGUGAUCACUCCGCCCCCCACAGCCAUUCCACAAGGCGGCUCGAGCGGGCAGCACCACGCGUGGGACGAGGAGCCCAAGCCCCUGCUCUGCUCCCAGUACGAGACCCUCUCGGACAGCGAGUGAGGAGGGGGCCGCGGGGCGACGGGGCACGAAGCCGCCCGGCCCCUCCCCCCAGCCCAGAGACCCCCUCCACAGCCCCGAGGGUCCAGGAGGAGCCCCAGAGCCGUCCGCGUCUGCCCAUCUGGAAGUCACGUGUCCUCUUCGGCCCAAAGCCUUAACAAACCCCCUUGCCGUGAGGGCAGAACCCCAGCUGGCAGGAGAGGCUCCCCCGCUCCAGCGCCGCGCCCGAAGCCCCGGGGAGAGGGCCCGCGGCUCCCCCUCUGCCUCCCUGCCGGGCUCACGGCCUCUGGGGGGCCCCGACGGGAUCGCCUUUCUCAGGGGAACAUCACCACCUGGUGCUCCGCGUGCGGCCGGAGGAGCGGGGAAGGCCUCGAAGCCGUGCGUGCUCGGCGGGCAGGCUGGGAGGAGGGGACGGCGUGGGACGGACGCCGGGAGCCGGCGCCGGAAGCGGGGUGCCCGCCGGCACCGCGGCUCCCCCUCCCCUCCCGUCCCCGACGCUUCCCCCCGUCUGGGACAAGACGCGGCUCCGCUCCUCCGUGCGGCACUUAGAACCAAAGUCAGUCCCUGUCAGCAGCUCCUGGACUCGCCAGAGCCCGCCUGGAGGCCCGUCUGGAGGCCCGUCUGGAGGCCCCGGCAGCGGCCUCUGGGGCCCGGGUCGGCCUUCCCGCUCUCCCCCUGGAUUGGACAAGGAUCGCCUUCUCUAGUCAGCUCAGCCUCGGGACACUCAUUGCCAAAACGCAGGCCUGGGAAGAGAGUGUCGGCCGCGGGGGCAGCCGGACGCCCGUCUGUCCGUCCCCCGCCCCAGAGGAUAGGAACGAGUAGACUGAUUUUCGGACAUCGUUGCUGAAACGGUGGGAAGGAAAGGCAGUUGUAAAUGAUGUAUUGGUCUACAGGGUAUAUUUUUGAUACCUUCAGUGAAUUAUUUCAGAUGUUUUACGUGAGGAAUGACUAAACAGUAUUACAGGCUGCUUUCGGUCUCUGCUUUUACUGCAAAAAAAAAAAAAAAAAAAAAAAGGAAAAAAAAGGCGUGUGCAGGCUUCCCCCAUCGGCCCCCGAGUGGCAUUUCCACAGGCAAGUCGCCCCCCUCCCCCUCCCUCAGAAGGCGCUUACUCGGAGGCAGGCCCGGGCUCGUCCGUCACGGGUGACUGCCUCGGACUUCCCGAGUGUCCAGGGAGCUGCCCACGUGGGGAGGGGCUUGUUCUGGGGCAGGGGGUUCCCCCGACAUCCACAAGACACGUGAACCGGUUCUGUUGUAUUUCCAUGUGUGAUGGCAUCUUUUUUUUACAUUUUUUUCAUUCCAUAAUAUAUCAGACGUUGGAUCAUAUCCACCAGUUAA